Molecule: messenger RNA, 5238 nt
Organism: Nylanderia fulva
Lineage: Eukaryota; Metazoa; Arthropoda; Insecta; Hymenoptera; Formicidae
Product: cell division cycle and apoptosis regulator protein 1
Biological process (GO): regulation of DNA-templated transcription
Cellular component (GO): nucleus
Source: RefSeq, a predicted model, not a curated record
CCGACUCGCGUAGCACAAGCGGGAACAUGGCGCCUGAGUGAGGAACGCUGAACCGAACGCGAGUGCUGCUAGAUUUACUGUCGUUUGUACACAUACACGUACGCAUUCUCGCGGAGGUGAUUCGACGACUCGGCUCGAUUUUUCGGCAAAAUGAGCAAUCUGUCACCGUUCGGCGGCGGCAAAAACCCCCCGUGGGUCCGUAACGCAGGCCAAGGUAUACAGAAUAUCCAGCAGCAAAUGUUAGGUCAAGCUAUGGGCAGCAUCGGAGGGCAGCCAAUGGUGCAGUAUCAACAACAAACUCAGCAAGUGUAUCAACAAAGUCUGGGAUUACAGCAGCCUAAUAUCACUAUGGCAUCAAUGGCAACUCUUGGCUCGAACUUACCAUCGGGUAUAGCUGGACAAUUAUAUCCACAAGUCGCUACAGUCUCUUAUCCAACGCCACGAGCAUUGAACACAAAUGCUUUUCAACCUUCUGUAACAGGUGUUCCGCAACAGGUGCAACAGAAUGUACCUUCAUCAUCUACAAAGCAAAGAGUUUUCACAGGCACUGUUACCAAAGUACAUGAUAAUUUUGGUUUCGUAGAUGAAGAUGUAUUUUUCCAAACUAGUGCAUGUGUGAAAGGAUCCAAUCCUGUAGUAGGAGAUCGUGUUCUUGUAGAAGCAUCAUACAAUCCUUCUAUGCCAUUCAAAUGGAAUGCCACUAGAAUACAAGUGCUCCCUAUGAGUAAUAAUAGCAACAAUGCAAAUACUCAACAAACUAAUCAAUCAAAUCGUCAACAACAACAGCAGCAACAACAACCAAAUAGAACAUCAAGCACUUAUAAUGCUGUUCCACCUCCUACAGAAAACCCUAACAACAGUAGGUUUACAACAAGUACAACAAAUUCCAAUGCUACCAGCAACCGUAACAAAGUUGGUAGAGUAAGAGAAAGAUCUCCACGCGAACGAAGAAACGAUGAUGAGGAAAUAGAACGAAAGAGACGUCGCGAAGAGAGAAUAAGAGAACGCGAGAAGAAGGAAGACAGAAGCCCGUCAAGGACUAGAAGAAGCAAGUCACCCAGACCUCGUCGACGUACAAGAGUCGUACCACGUUACAUGGUGCAAAUACCGAAAAUCGCACUCGACCUGCCUGAAGCAGAUGUUCUUGAGAUAAGAAGACGCUAUCAAAAUAUGUACAUUCCUAGCGACUUCUUUUCAACUAACUUCAGAUGGGUCGAUGCCUUUCCACCACAUAUGCCAUUUACCCUUAAUAAACCGUGCUCCUUUUAUGUCAUGCAUAAAGACGUCGAUCCAUGUAAUGAAAAUACAGCAGUACUAGAACCUUCGGAUGCUGAUUAUCUGUUCUCUGCAAAGGUCAUGCUCAUAUCUAUGCCUGCCAUGGAAGAGAUAUAUAAAAGAUGUUGUGGUGUUUCCGAGGAUAGGGAUCCCGAUCGCGAUUAUGUUCAUCCUACGCGCCUUAUAAAUUUCUUAGUAGGCUUACGAGGCAAAAACGAGACAAUGGCCAUAGGUGGGCCAUGGAGUCCCUCAUUAGAUGGGCCUAAUCCUGAAAAAGAUCCGUCUGUAUUAAUUAGGACGGCCGUGAGGACCUGUAAAGCACUUACCGGCAUAGAUUUAUCCAGCUGCACUCAGUGGUACCGCUUCCUGGAACUCUACUACAGACGUGCAGAAACGACCCACAAGUCCGGGCGAGUGGUACCCUCUCGCGUUGAAACCGUCAUACUAUUUCUCCCAGAUGUUUGGAGCUGUGUACCUACCAGAUUGGAAUGGGACGGGCUACAACUCAACUAUAAGAAACAACUGGAGCGAAAGUUGCUACGUGCCGCCUCUAACUCCGACGAUUUGGAUGCUGCCAAUGAGACUGAUGAGGCUGCCGUCGCUGAUCAAAAGGAUGAUUCUAUGCCCGAGAAGAAAGAUCCUACGCACUAUUCCGAGCUAGAUCCGAAAUCAAUGAACGUGAAUGAUUUACGUCAAGAAUUGGCAGCUCGUAAUUUGAGCUCGAAAGGCUUGAAGUCGCAAUUACUGGCGAGACUUUUGAAAGCUGUAAAAUCGGAACAGGCAAAAGAGGAAGGUCGCCAAGAUGAAGAUGAUAAUGAAGAAGAUGUGUCGCCGCCGUCCAAGGAAGAGGACGAUAAAAAAUUCAGAGAUAACAAAGAUCAUGAUGAAGAUAAAAGAAAGCUAUAUGAACGUGAACGAGCCGUACUUGAGAAGAGGUAUACUUUGCCCGAUUCGUCGCAUAUUAUCGUUCAUCCCUCUAGAAUGGCCAAGAGUGGAAAAUUCGAUUGCACAGUUAUGUCUUUGAGUGUAUUAUUGGACUAUAGACCGGAAGAUACCAAGGAGCAUUCUUUUGAAGUAUCUCUCUUUGCUGAACUGUUCAAUGAAAUGUUGAUGCGGGAUUUUGGCUUCCGCAUUUAUCGUGCAUUGUCCAGUCUUCCUGAAAAAAUUAAGGAGAAGGACGAAGACAAAAAGAAAGAUAAAAAGGAUGACAAAAGAGAUGACAAGAAAGAUGAUAAGAGAAAAGAAGAUGAGAAGAAAUCCAGUAAGAAGGAUGAAAAACGAGAUGACAAGAAGAGAGAAGAAGCCAAAGAUAAAAAAGAUGAUAAAGACACAAAAAAUAAAAUAGAUGACAAAGACAAAGAAAAGGAUAAAAAUGAUGAUGAAGAGGAAGAUGAAGAAGAUGAAUCGGAUGAUGACGAUUCUGUGAAAGAUGGUAGGAGGGACAGAGACAAAGAUGGAAAGAAAAGGAAAACAAAACUAUACACAUACGAUCCUUAUCUUCUGCUGUCAUUUGUAUAUUUUGAUCAGACACAUUGCGGAUAUAUAUUUGAUAAGGACAUAGAAGAACUUAUUUACACUCUAGGGUUGAAUUUAUCAAGAGCUCAAGUACGAAAAUUAGUACAAAAGGUUGUUACAAGAGAUUCUUUGCAUUAUCGCAAAUUGACAGACAAAUCGAAAGAAGAUGAUUUAAAGGAUGAAAAAAAGGAUGAUAAAGAAAGCGAUAGAGGUGAAUCAGCCAAAACAGAAAAUGAGGAGGAUAUAUUGCGUUCACUUGCCCUCGGAAAUAAAAAAUUAUUACCUGUAUUCGUGGGAAGCGGACCGCCUUCGAAAAGAGCGCGAAGAGAAGACUGUGUCUUAGAAAAAAAUGAAAACGAAGAAACUAUUUCGGAAGGUAUUGUUUUGUAUAAAGGCUCCUUUUUAGAUGUAGAAAAACUCGUUGGUCAAUUGAAAAGAUCUGAGAAAGCACGUUUAGAUACUGAAGAUCGCAUGAUGGAAAUUCAGCAUGAACUAACUAUAGUCAAUGAAAAAGCCACAAAACAAACCAAUAAUAUUAAAGGUCUUUCGGAAGAUCUAAAAAUAUACAAAGAUAAAUUGCGAAGCACAGAUGAAAAGCUCAAGAAAGUUUCUACCGAAUGCCACACUUAUCUGACUGCAGUAAAAAAUAUGUAUCACAUAGCAGCAAAAAUGAUGCAAAGUGAUACAAGAAAGGUAGAGGUAGUAGAAAUUCAAGAUGAAAAAGUUGGCAGUGAAAUAAAUGGUUCCGAGACAGAAAACAAAUUUAAAACUGAUACGAGGUGGGGAGAUAAUAAGAUCCAAGUGAAGAAGGAACCCGUAGAUAUAGACAAAGACAAGAAAUCUGACAAUAAAAUUUCUGUCAAAAAGGAGAUUAGCGAAAUGGAGAAAAAAUAAAAAUCGCAUCUAUUUAUUAUAAUACACACUGAUGCGGAUAAAGAUUUGAUCUUAUUUUACUUUCACGUGCACAUGCCAUUAGUGACAUGUAAAAAAAUGCAAAGGUAAGAAAAUAGAAAAAAAAUUACUCCACAUGUGUGAUCAAGACUACAUUUUGUAACUUUUUUCACUCUAUGGUCGCAUUCAGCAAAACAAAUCACUUAUAACAUUCGAACGUGAUUAAUUCUGUUAGAACAAAUUAACAUAAAAUGAUGAUAAAACAACUUAGCAGUUGUUCUGUUGAACGUGACCAAUGAUAAUGUGUGAUGGCAUCUUUAAUUAGUAAUAAGAGAAGCACUUAAAAUCAUACAUGACUUGCAUCAUUAUUAGAAUGUCUUUCGUUUUCCACAUAAUUUUGAAUAUUUUACAUAAAAGUAUGUAAAAUUGAAUUCCAAAAUAUGAUAUGUCAUUGAGUGCUAUUUAACCGAUAUUUAACGUUAUUAUAAGUUCAAUAAUAUGUUAAGAAAUGUAUAAUUAUCCUAUUCAUCGUGUGAGGAUUUUUAUUAUUUUAAAUAAUGUAAAAAUGUGUUAGGUAUCACAUUUCAAUUGUUACAUGAUACAAAAUUAUUUUUAAAAUACAACUACUAUGCAUAUAUGAAUAUGUUUAGAGCUUUCAUACGUUACAUAAUUAUAUGAAAUUAAUAUUAUAUUUACAUUAUAUUUUUUGUUGUCAGAAUAGUUAGCAUUCUUUAAAUGAGAUAUGUUUUUCAACACAAAAAAUCUUUUUUUUUUUACAAGUCUUAUAUAAUAUAUAAAUUUCGCGCAAUAAAUGUGAUACCAAUGAUAAAGUUUAUACCAAUAUUUUAAGGAUAUCUACAUUCUUACAUUUGUAUUGAAUUUUGCGAGAUUUUUUCUUAUUUUAUUGCUGCUGAUGUCAUAGUAUAGAGAUAGUGCAGACUAUAAAGUAUUUAAAAACUAUUUGUCAAAUAUGUUUAUAAAAACAACUGUUUAUAUCGAAAUAUAUCACUGUCCAAGAGCAACAAAACUUUCCAUUGAAAAUAACGACAAACAUUUUUUACUAUGCAGCAAUAAAAAUAAUUCGAGUUUAUGAAAUAGAUUUCUUUCGAUUGUAAGAGUCCAUAGCCUAAUUUAAUAAAAAUAUGAUAAAAUCACACAUAGGAUAUCCUUUAAGUUAGACGUUGUGUGUAUUUUCACCGAAAUGUGUCAGACACUUGUGUCCAAAAAUUAUACAAAAACGUGUUCUCGAACGUGAAUGAUUAUGCGUAAUCACGCGUUCCAUUGCCCAAGUUUAUAGUUUGCAACUCAUGAUGCCAAGGAUACUAUUUUGUACAUAGUUAUCUAUAUUAUAUAGAAAAACUUUUUAUAGUUUGUUAAGGCCACAUUUUUGUCGAAAAAGGCACACCACGAGAUAGAUAAAAGAUAUAAAGAUGCGUGAACAAUUCCGAUUUUGUGUAUUUCAUUGUUAUAAAAAUCUAAUAAAAACUGUAAUUAUCUCCUUGGGCACACACGGUAGUCAAAAAUAUAAGAGCAACAAUAAAGAUUGUUUCAACAGUA